Messenger RNA from Ostrinia furnacalis (Asian corn borer), 1827 nucleotides. RefSeq lists its product as uncharacterized. Lineage: Eukaryota; Metazoa; Arthropoda; Insecta; Lepidoptera; Crambidae. Bases 1 to 1827 code for a protein of 608 amino acids. The transcript has a single exon. The record is from RefSeq and is a predicted model, not a curated record.
AUGAAUAUUGGAUGCUAUCUAUUGAUAGCAUCUUUCUUUCAUAUAACCUCAGCUCUAUCGACUAUAAAAAUAAAAUAUGAGGACACUUCCGCAGCUCAGGAUCGAGUGGUGAAUUGCGCAGUGAAAAUAGCCAAUGAAAAUUUCGAUUAUAGACUACACACAGCCAUUCUAUACAAAGAUGUGGAUGAAAGAUUCGUUAACAAUUUUUUGAAGAACUACCAAGGAUCGGUGAUUGUUGAUUCUAAGAGAGAUGCUGCACCGCCAAAACAAGUAGUCAUAAUAGUUGAAUCAUUUCAUUCAUUUGCAAAAAUUACAUCGAGACUUAAACCUGACCUCCGUGGGAAAACAGUCAUGAGCGGUGGCGCUAAUUUUAUAAUAAUAGUAUUUUCAAGUCCUAAAAGGAUAGAGCGCAUCACAAGUUUCCUCUGGAGCUACUAUGUCAUCAAUGUUGUUGUAAUUGCGACUGACAAGAAAAACAGAACGGCGUUGUAUAGCUACUUCCCAUUCAAAAAUCACUUACAUUGCCAGAACACUCUACCCACUUUAAUAAGCUACUGCGACGAUAAAUCUCUACGUAAUGACAUCUACCCCGAUAAAAUGCUAAACAUGCGAGGAUGUCCGCUCUAUGUUUCGACUAAUAAAUUAUAUCAUCCGAAUACGGAACAAAAGAUCCCAUUACAGAUAAUAAAGAAGGCCAUAGUGAGGUUACUAAGGGACAUAAUGAAUUUUACGCCAAUAAUCUCCACGAGGGAUUACGUCAGCAUCGACUCGGACAGGGCUAAGAACUGGUCAGUGUCACUCAACGACUUGAUCACUGGCGUAGCAAAUAUUUCUCUGAGCACGAUCCCGCUUGGCGUUGACCGAAUGGGGUUUCUGGAUUACUCAAUACCGUACUUCAGAGUACGCUUGGCUUGGUUGGCUCCACCCGUGCGCCCUGGGCCAGUUUGGUGGCGACUGCUGUUCCCACUCAACGGAUAUUUAUGGGCAUUCCUUAUGUCCGUGUCAUUCUUUGUGAAGUCUGUUCCGUUUAUUUGGGAAUUAAAACCAGUGAAAAGGUUUUGUCGUCGAUACUUCCGGAACUUUGACAAAUUGCACGGAGUUGUAUUUCGGUCGUGGGGUAUAUUUAUGGGACAACCAAUUCGUAUGGCUCCAAAGAAGUUUAGAGAUUUCUACAUCAUCGCUUUAUGGUUGUGGUUCACUUUUGUAAUUAGGAGUGCGUAUCAGAGCGUGCUAAUAGUCGCACUGAAAACUGACGCGAUGAUGGGGAACUUUGUGAACCUGAAAGAAGCUGUGGAUAGAGGCUACCGAUUUGGUGGGAGGGGUGGUAUUCUCACUCAUUUUGAGCGCGACGAGAUGAUUAGGGAUGGGUUUGAAAUAAUACCAGAAGAGAGAUUCGAUGAUGUGUUCACUGAAGUGGUUGAAGGUAGAUCUGAGUUCGUGUUGGCUACGUCUUUGGAAUACGCUUGGGCGUAUUGUAUGUCUCAAGGGAAGAAGGAAGAUUCUUGUGGCCAUAUUCUUCCGGAUUCUAUCAUGACUGUUCCGUUGGUGGUUUGGAUGAAGAGUCAGUCUCCAUUCGUGCGGCCACUGUCUGCCUGGUUACCUCGUUUGAUCGAAGCGGGCCUACUGGAACGUGAAGUAGUUUUGAAGCCUACUUUCUCGGUGGUUACAUCCUCUGAUCCCUCGGCCCUUACUCAAGAACAAACGGCAAGUUGCCUUUUGUGUCUAGCUUUAGGUACUUUAAUAUCUGGAGUUGUUUUUGUGUUGGAACUAAUGAGAUACAAAUUCAUUGAACAACGUAACGCGAAAUGCCCUUCGUUUAUAAAAUAG